UACCCAAAAAGCGUUUGUACUGUCGUACACCACCUUUGACCUCACGGAUGUCGCUUGCAAAGAGCAAAGGCAUAGUUUGCCAUGAAGAGUUUCUAUCACCCAAUAAUGUGAAUUCGCUUCGACGUAGAUAAAUUACAAAGUGACUUGACUUCUGAAAAGAACUAUACUUGGUCUACAGCUAAAGCAGCCCCUUUCGAGGGCGACUAGACUAACUGACAAUACUUUUCGCACACGGCCAGGGGGACGGCGUCAUCUAAUGUCGGCCCUCGUGGCAGCAGAGCCACCUCCUGAGUCGCACUACGGUCCAGAGCCGCGCUUCCCACUGUUCAGGGCACGGUAUUGCGCAGCCGCUACUUGGAGCUCCUCAGCCCGUAUGAUUAAGGACGCGGAACCCUCCACGUCCUCCAUUUCUCCAACCAGCUCGCAGCGCCCUAACCUGCGUUCCCUAGACCUCCGCUCACUACCAGUAGAGGAUACUGCACCAAGCGAGACGCAGCUGCGAAGGCAGAAGUACUUGUACUUUGAGAAACAUUGCUCCGAGGUGUCACCCGGAUUAUUUUUGUCCGGCGACUAUGUUGCAAAGACCCGCGACAUAUUGCGACAAGCGGGUGUCACACAUGUCCUGAACUGCGUCGGCUUCAUCUGCAAAGAGUACUUCAAGGACGAGUUGACUUACAAAACUUUGUAUCUGCAAGACACACCCGCUGAGGACAUCUCAUGUGUGCUGUACGACUGCUUGGACUACAUCCACAGCGCGCUGCAGGCCGGCGGGCGCAUCCUGGUGCACUGCAGCCAGGGCGUCAGCCGCUCUGCAACACUCGUCAUCGCCUACAUGAUGUGGCGCUGCGGCAAACCCUACGAUGAGAUCUUUGCUGCGGUCAAGGCGAUUCGCGGUGUGGCCAACCCCAACAUCGGCUUCACCUGCCAGCUGCUGCAGUGGCAGAAGCGGGCAGCGAGCGCCAAGACGCGCGUGCGGCUCUACCGCAUCGCGCCGCACUGUGUGCAUGCGCCUUCCUACCUGGUUCCCAAGCUCAUAACGCCACCCAAGCAGUACCCGCAUAACACCCACCGCGACCUGGACCCACGGGGGGCCUUCGUGCUGCAGACGCCGGCCGGGGGGCCCACCUACGUGUGGCGCGGGGAGGGCUGUCCAGACUCGUAUGCGGAGGCGGCGCACCGGGCCGCAUGGCAGCUGCGGAAGUUCGAGGGCGCGGGGCCGGUGGUGGAGGUGCGGCAAGGCCAGGAACCGGUGGAGCUGCGCAUCCUGUUGGACCCCGCGCCGCUAGACGCGGAGGCCGCCCGCCUCAACGCCAAGCGCUCCUCCAUUACCGGCGAAAUCGACCUGGCAACCACCUCCCGGGAGCAUGCAGCCUCAGGGGCAGGGGCCGCUACCACAGGAACCGGAGGAGCGGGGCAGCAGCAGGGGCAGGGGCAGCUGUCCUCCUCCUCUGCAGGCUGGCCCUCCAGUGACAUGGACGUGGACUUUCCCGGCGCAUCCGCCGCCUCCUGCACCUCCUCCUCCACACCCUUUGCGUCCGGGGGCAUGCUGCUUCCACCGCCGCCUGCCGACCGGGGGCCUCAGCAGCAGCAGCCGGCGCAACCACUGCAACUUCAGCACAACCUGCAGGGGUUUGGGGGUUCAGCAGGAGGGGCGCCGAUGGAUCUCGGGACGCCGCGAGGGGAGUCGCUGGGGGCCAGCAGGGCGGGCCGACCCGGCGGGUCGGUGUCCGCGGGCGGCUCCAUGCUGCCGCUGUCGGGGCUGCAGCAUCACCACGUCGCUGCUGGUGGCAUGGCGAACGGCUUGGGCGGUGAGAACGCUGGCAGCCUCAGCUGCAGCUCUCGGAGCGGCAGUGCGGCGAGCAGCUCUGGGGGUGCAAUGGCGGAGAGCGGAGGAGGAGGCGGAGGGGGGCUGCUGGAGGUUCCAAGAUGGGUGCCCAAGGAGGUGGACGAGUACACGGAUGACUACCUGCUCUUUGGCCACAGCCUGGGACAACAGGGGAAGGGUGCUGCAUCCGGAGGAGUGACGUUCGAUGGGACCAUGCGAGUAUCGUACGACACCGCUGGAGGUCUGUCUGCGCCAGGGAUAGCGGCGGCGGGGCCGCAGGCGGAGUGCCUGUUCGGAGGGCCCAACGGCCGACCUGACAGCCCGGCAACCAAAGAAGGCCGCCAUAAAAAGUUCCGACGGGCGGACUCCGAGCGCCCCAAACUGGGCUACUGGACGGCCGCCUGCUCCGACGGCAUAGGGCCCGAGCUGGCUCGCACGCACAACGUGUCCUCCCUGCAUGAGAGCGUGGACGAAGACGUGUUGGGGCUGCCGCUGGAGGGGCGGUGAGGGGAUGGGGAAGACCCGAACGGUGGCGGCAUGCGAGACUGCGGCUGUUGCGCGCGCGCCGCGUGCAAGAGCCGCGGAUGCUGCUGUUUGCCCGGUCGGAUGUCCGACCACCUGCAGCUGGUUGGUAGCCUGGCUGCCGAGCUAGCUGGGGGAGAAUCCAGCCGCUGGAGGGGCAGUGAUACGGCACGGUCUGGGGUUUGAUGGCGGUGGUGCGGCUGCUUCGGUGCACGGUAUGAAAAGGCAACAGCUGCUUACUGGUGGUAAUGUGGUCGCGCAUGCUGCUGUUGUCCUCUGUCAUGAUUGUCAUGUCACAUGAAGAUUGCGAGGGUUUGGUCGCGGUGUCAUUGUGCUGUACUCGUCUAUUGACGACGUGAGGAGUCGGACUGGCAGCUGGUGGUAGUGGUGUUUGGUGGUGUUGAUGCGUCGACGUGACGUGACGGAGAGACUAGUUAGGCUGGAGUACAUAGGCCUGACAACUUGGGCGGUGGGCGGAGGGAGGGGAGACUUCUUUAUGAUUGCCGUUACUACUCGGCCUUCUAAGUCGUGUUGGCCAAAUGCCGUGUACAGUCGUGCUUUGAAGGAGCGCAAGCAAGCUAUAAGCCGCAUGCACACACGCUGCUGUACGUUCUUCGCGGCCAUUUUUCUUAACACACGCUGCGGCCAUUUUUUUCAAGACACUCUGCCUCAAUC
This is a messenger RNA of Astrephomene gubernaculifera, 3022 nucleotides long. Lineage: Eukaryota; Viridiplantae; Chlorophyta; Chlorophyceae; Chlamydomonadales; Astrephomenaceae. The record is from the annotation of a GenBank genome assembly.